CUGUCUUUCUCUUCUCUAGAUCCGGCCGGGCCUGGCAGCCGGACCAACGCGCCCGAGACCAUGGCGCUGGCACGGCACCCCCUGCCCCCCUUCCUCGCCAAGGCGCUGCUGGCGUCUGCCCUCCUGGCUGAGAACGUCUCCCACGUGGGCGCCUUGGAGACAGUGCCGGAGAGCAACCUGACUUGCCGCGGGUCCAACCAGUGCCAUCCUGGGGUGCUGCUGCCCGUCUGGCAGCCGGACAACCCCUCCUUCGGCGACAAGGCCGCCCGAGCCAUCGUCUACUUCGUGGCCAUGAUGUAUAUGUUCCUGGGCGUCUCCAUCAUCGCUGACCGCUUCAUGGCCUCCAUCGAGGUCAUCACCUCCAAGGAGAAGGAGAUCACCAUCACCAAGGCCAACGGGGAGACCAGCAUCGGCACCGUGCGCAUCUGGAACGAGACAGUCUCCAACCUGACCCUGAUGGCGCUGGGCUCCUCGGCGCCCGAGAUCCUGCUCUCCGUCAUCGAGGUGUGCGGGCACAACUUCCAGGCCGGGGAGCUGGGCCCCGGCACCAUCGUGGGCAGCGCCGCCUUCAACAUGUUCGUGGUGAUCGCCAUCUGCGUCUACGUCAUCCCUGCCGGAGAGAUCCGCCGGAUCCGGCACCUCCGCGUCUUCUUCGUCACGGCCUCCUGGAGCAUCUUCGCCUACAUCUGGCUCUACCUCAUCCUGGCCGUCAUCUCCCCGGGCGUGGUGCAGGUCUGGGAGGCCCUGCUGACGCUGGUCUUCUUCCCGGUCUGCGUGGUCUUCGCCUGGAUCGCCGACAAGCGCCUGUUCUUCUACAAGUACGUCUACAAGCGCUACCGGGCCGACCCGCGCAGCGGCAUCAUCAUCGGCACCGAGGGGGAGUUCCCCAAGGACAUCGAGAUGGACGGCAGCUUCCUGGCCAACGACCACCGGGAGAGCGCCUUCAUGGACGGGGCGCCCUCCGCCUCCCCGGCCCUGGCCUCCACCGCCCAGGAGGAGAAGGAGCUGGACGAGAGCCGCAAGGAGGUGAUCCAGAUCCUCAAGGACCUCAAGCAGAAGCACCCGGACAAGGAGCUGGAACAGCUGGUGGAGAUGGCCAACUACUACGCCCUGCUGCACCAGCAGAAGAGCCGCGCGUUCUACCGCAUCCAGGCCACCCGCAUGAUGACCGGGGCCGGGAACAUCCUCAAGAAGCACGUCUCGGAGUUCGCCAAGAAGUCGUCCAACCUCCUGGAGGUGCCGUCGGAGGCGGAGGAGGAGAACUACAGCAAGAUCUUCUUCGAACCCUGCCUGUACCACUGCCUGGAGAACUGCGGCUCGGUCACGCUGACUGUGGCCUGCCAGCAGGGCGGGGAGGACUACCAUACCUUCUACGUGGACUACAAGACGGAGGACGGCUCGGCCAAGGCGGGCUCCGACUACGAGUACAGCGAGGGGACGCUGAUCUUCAAGCCGGGCGAGACGCAGAAGGAGCUCAAGAUCGGCAUCAUCGACGACGACAUCUUUGAGGAGGACGAGCACUUCUUCGUGCGGCUGCUCAACCUGCGGGUGGGGGAGGUGGGCACCGGGGUCAAGUCAAGAGACCUGGAUUCUUUUCCUGGCUCCAGAUGCCUGAGAGUCCCUGAGAAGAGCCUGCAGGUGAAGAUCGUGGACGACGAAGAGUACGAGAAGAAGGACAACUUCUUCAUCGAGCUGGGGCAGCCGCGCUGGCUGAAACGGGGCAUCUCGGCCCUCCUGCUGACUCAAGCCGAGGGGGACAGGAAGCUGUCGGCUGAGGAGGAGGAGGCCUGGCGCAUCGCCGAGAUGGGCAAGCCGGUGCUGGGUGAGAACUGCCGGCUGGAAGUCAUCAUCGAGGAGUCCUAUGACUUCAAGAACACCGUGGACAAGCUGAUCAAGAAAACCAACCUGGCCCUGGUGAUCGGUACCCAUUCCUGGAGGGAGCAGUUCCUGGACGCUAUCACCGUCAGUGCAGGCGACGAGGAGGAGGAGGAGGACGGGCGGGAGGAGAAGCUGCCGUCCUGCUUCGACUACGUCAUGCACUUCCUGACGGUGUUCUGGAAGGUUCUCUUCGCCUGCGUGCCGCCCACCGAGUACUGGAACGGCUGGGCCUGCUUCAGCGUCUGCAUCAUGGUGAUCGGCCUCCUCACCGCCCUCAUCGGGGACCUGGCCUCCCACUUCGGCUGCACCGUGGGCCUCAAGGACUCCGUCAACGCCGUGGUCUUCGUGGCCUUGGGCACCUCCAUUCCGGGGGGCGCCCCCCCCUGA
This is a messenger RNA of Pelodiscus sinensis (Chinese soft-shelled turtle), 2265 nucleotides long. Lineage: Eukaryota; Metazoa; Chordata; Testudines; Trionychidae. The record is from RefSeq and is a predicted model, not a curated record.